Chlorella variabilis is the source of this 2277-nucleotide messenger RNA. RefSeq lists its product as hypothetical. The transcript has 10 exons. Lineage: Eukaryota; Viridiplantae; Chlorophyta; Trebouxiophyceae; Chlorellales; Chlorellaceae. The record is from RefSeq and is a predicted model, not a curated record. The coding region runs from base 1 to 2277 and encodes 758 amino acids. Gene Ontology annotation, cellular component: membrane.
AUGUGGGUGAGCUACUUUUGCCUCGCCUCGGGCCUGGGCCUGGGCUGCGGCAUCCAGCUGGGGCCCCUGCGCAGCUGGGCGCAGCUGUGGGAUGCGCAGGUGGCGCUGCGCGUGCUGCCCACGCUGGGUUCCUGCCUGGCCAUGAUGGCCACCAUGAGCCGCUUCAAGCACCCCCUGGCCCUGCCCUCUGUACUGCUGGCCAUCGUGGGCCUCUUCCAUCUGGUGCUGCUGGCGGCGGGCGUGUCGCUGGAGGAGGCGCAGCAGGCGGGCUGGGUGCUCAAGCCCGCGGCGUCCAUGGGCAGGUGGUGGGAGCUGUGGCGCAUGUUUGACGUCGGCCCCGGCCUCUCCUUCCAACACAUCCACUGGUCCGCCGCGGCGGAGCAGGUUGGCAAGCUGCUGGGCCUGUUCCUGCUGGUGUGCUUUGGCUCCUCCAUGGAUAUUGCCGCCAUCCAGCAGGACACGCCCUUCAGGCUGGACUUCAACAAGGAGCUGACCACCAUCGGCAUCUCCAACAUGGUGACGGGUGCGGUGGGGGCGGGCAUCACCGGCUCCUUCAUCUUCUCCCAGACCAUCUUCUCGGGGAGGGCGGGCGUGCAGAGCAGGCUGAACGGAGCAGUGAUUGCCCUGUGCGAGUUCACCAUGUUUGCCAUCCCGUUCUCGGUGGUGCAGUACCUGCCCUGCUUCUUCUUCGGCAGCCUGCUGGUGUGGUUUGGGGUGGAGAUCAUGCUGGACUGGAUGCUGCGGUCGUACCGCAAGCUGAGCCACACGGAGUAUGCGCUGCUGUGGGCCACAUUUGCCGCCAUCAUGCAGUGGGGCCUUGAGGCGGGCAUCGCGGCGGGGUGCAUCUGCUCCAUGUGUUAUUUUGUGUACGCAUACGCCAAGGCAAGGCAUGCUGCUGCUGCCGCCGCCACCAUGCCCGGCAUGCCAGCCCCUCCUGCUGUGCUGGGCCCUGCUGUGUUGCGUGCCUCGCAGCUGUCCAGCUUCAGCCUGGUGCAGGGGCAGAGCGGCAUCGUGCGGUCGGCGGACCAGGAGGCUGCGCUGGAGCUGCUGCGCCCCGCCCACCUGGCCACCGCCCAGCUGCGCGGCUUCCUCUUCUUCGGCAUAGCCAACGCCAUCAGCACGCGCCUGCACCGCGCCGCCAUGCAGCUGGAGGAGGCUGGGAGGGAGGGAGAGGGCGGCGGCGGCCUGGCGCGCGCCGCCAGCGCCGCGCCGCCCAGCAUCGCGGCCAGCCCAUGGCGGCCGCGCGGCGCGCACGCGCAGCAGCAGCAGCGGCCCGCCGACCGGCUGUACGGCGACAGCAGCAAGCACGGCGGGGCGGUGCGCGCCUCUCUGGCCGCCCCCAAGUUCUUCGUCCUCGACUUCUCUCGGGUCAAGGGGCUGGAUGCCACGGCGGCGCGCACGCUGGGCACGCUGUACCGCGACCUCGCCCAGCUGGACAUCACCCCCGUUGUCACCGGCGCCAACCACGGCGCCAUCCGCCAGCUGCUGGCCGCGCACGGCGUGCCGCUGCCGCCGGCGCCCACCCCCACCGCCCACGACGCCUCCCCCUUCCUGCUGCGCUCGGCGGCGGAGCUGCCGCCGGUGCUGCACUGCCACGAAUUUGGCGCCUAUGAGGAGGGCAUCCGGUUUGCGGAGCAGCAACUGCUGGCGGUGGCGGUGCGCUUCCACCUGUGCCGCCCGCCCAGCGAGCCCGUGACCCUGGAGCAGCUGCUGCGCACGCACGCCAGCCAAGCUGGGCUGCCGUUUGCUGCCAAGGAGGACAGCGGCGCCGCGGCGGCCGCCAUCCUGCGCUACUGCACCACCCUGCGCUUCCACCCCGGCGACAGGCUGUGGGAGGAGGGGCAGCCCGCCGACGCGUUUUACAUCAUCGAACAGGGCCGGGUCACGGUGGAGCAGCAGGUGGCGGCGGCGGGGUCGGGCGGUGCGGCGGCACCCGGCAGCACCGCCAGAGUGGGCUCUGAUGCCGGCGGAGCGGCGGCGGCGCCGCCGGGGCGCCAGCGGCGGCCGUCGGUGCGGGUGUUUGAGUUUGGGCCUGGCUGCAUUGCGGGUGUGGUGGACGUCUGGUUGCACCGCCCCCGCUCCUCCGCAGCCGUCGUCAGCAGCGCGGGCGGCGGCGGCGGCGCCGGCGCCUGCCGCGUGCUGCAGCUCAGCCGAGACGCGCUGGGGCUGAUGGUGACAGAGGCGCCCUCCGCGCUGCACGUCCUGCAGGCGGUGGUGCUGCGGGCCAAGUGCCUAGACCUGGGCAUGGCGGCUGAGCUGGCGGCAGCCCGGGUGUGA